Molecule: messenger RNA, 647 nt
Organism: Neogale vison (American mink)
Lineage: Eukaryota; Metazoa; Chordata; Mammalia; Carnivora; Mustelidae
Gene: LAMTOR4
Product: late endosomal/lysosomal adaptor, MAPK and MTOR activator 4
Exons: 4
Coding region: 85-333 (82 amino acids)
Biological process (GO): positive regulation of TOR signaling; cellular response to amino acid stimulus
Cellular component (GO): lysosome; Ragulator complex
Molecular function (GO): guanyl-nucleotide exchange factor activity
Source: RefSeq, a predicted model, not a curated record
ACCGCCUGGUGGAAGCACGUGACCUGGGUCUGGAGCCGGAAGCUACCUAUCUGAUAGGGAGCGCCCCCAGCACCUAAAGCUGCGAUGACUUCUGCACUGACCCAGGGGCUGGAGCGAAUCCCAGAUCAGAUUGGCUACCUGGUACUGAGUGAAGGCGCGGUGCUGGCGUCAUCUGGGGAUCUAGAGAAUGACGAGCAGGCAGCCAGUGCCAUUUCUGAGCUGGUCAGCACAGCCUGUGGUUUCCGGCUGCACCACAGCACAAACAUACCCUUCAAGCGCCUGUCAGGUGUGCCUCCUCUCCAGUGGUCUUUGGAGAACACACGCUGCUGGUGACCGUGUCGGGACAGAGGGUAUUUGUGGUGAAGAGGCAGAACCGAGGCCGGGAGCCUGUUGACGUCUGAGCCUGCCAGAGGGCCAGGGGCUGAGGUGGAUUGGGUCCACGGGCCUCUGUGAUGAGGAAGACGCAGACCUCCUCCAGCUCUUUCUUGGCUUGCUGCUAGAACUAAGGCUUUCUGCUCACCCACCUCCCCACCCCUAUCUGGAAGGGCAGCGGCCUGGGGACUUUGCACUGUGUCAAGGAGAGUGAGGGCAAGGGGUUCUGCCUCUUCCCUCCCUCCCUCCUAAUAAACAUAAGUCUGAUAUUCCCA